This is a messenger RNA of Anguilla anguilla (European eel), 511 nucleotides long. RefSeq names its product protein phosphatase 1 regulatory subunit 17 (gene ppp1r17). NCBI's taxonomy places the organism in Eukaryota, Metazoa, Chordata, Actinopteri, Anguilliformes, Anguillidae. The transcript is spliced from 4 exons. Bases 48 to 350 code for a protein of 100 amino acids. The record is from RefSeq and is a predicted model, not a curated record.
UCCUCCUCUGUAUCUCCCCAUUCUCUGGCUCAGGCCAGCUCUCUCCGAUGAUGUCGAUUGGCUGCCUGCGGUCGUCCCCGGAGACGACUGAACACCUCCUGAAUGAGGAGGACCUUCGCUACGUCUCCAGGAAGCCGAGCGCGGAGCCUGGGGGCACACAGCUGGGGGAGACCCUCAAACCCGAACCCCCGACCCCAGAGCUCCCUGGAGAUGGGCCGGGACAGGGGAAACCGCGCAGGAAAGACACGCCCAUCCUAAACCCUCUCCCGCUCGUCCCAGGCGUGAGACAGUUGAAAGGAGAAAAACAUGUGAUUCACCAAGAAGAUGAAGAAAAAGAAGAGAAGAACUAGAAAAAACUUCUACUUCUCUUCAGACGUUUUUUUUUUCCUGUUGAGGCUGCUUGACUUCCAGUGCUAGUUAUCUGUACCUGGAUGUUUAAAAAGGGGUUCCUAUUGGUUCUAUCUACUGUGACCCCACCCCUUAUUAAAAUAAAACCUAAGUUCUGUUCAAA